CUCUCUGCUCUGUUUUCUCAGGUUCUGAUAAUAUAACUACGCAUUAGCUACCAAACCACUGCGUUUGUUCACAGUUCACUUGUAUUGUAUUGCUACCCAAUUACCAUUCCACACCUCAAACUCCAAAACUUCAAACCAUGGUAAUGUGGGUAUUUGGGUACGGUUCCUUGAUCACCAAAGCAGGCUUCAAAUACGAUGAGCGUCUUGUUGGUUUCAUCAAAGACUAUCGUCGCGUCUUCUACCAAGGCUCUACUGAUCACAGAGGAACCCCUGAGUUUCCUGGAAGAACUGUUACUCUGGAACCUGCUGAAGGAGAAAUAUGUUGGGGAGCUGCUUACAAGAUCUCAAAUAAGGAAGAUCAAGAAAUCGCAUUAACGUAUCUGGAAGUGAGAGAGAAGCAAUAUGACAAGAAGGAAUAUGUAGAUGUUUUCACUGAGGUGAAUGCUACAACGCCAGCGAUUUCUGGGGCUUUGGUAUAUAUAGCUUCUCCAAACAAAAAAGUUAACGUAAAUUAUUUAGGCCCUGCAUCUGUUGAAGAUAUUGCAAGACAAAUAGUUCAAGCUGAAGGACCCACAGGACCUAAUAGAGAGUAUCUUUUCCUACUUGAAAAGGCUCUCCUUCAAAUAGGUUGCAAAGACAAGCAUGUCAUUGAUCUUGCAAAUGAAGUAAGGCGUAUUAUUUCAGAGGAGCCCUGAAUGCUUCAGUGUGUUCUGUUAUUAGCAUUGAACAUUCAAAAACUUUGAGCAGCCCUUUAUUUAUAUAUCCAUUGGAAACUCCAAUUCUUUCAAGAAUGUCAGUGGGUCAUAAUAUCUAGCUCUAGUUAUUUAUACUUCUCAUGUAACAUGUCGAUUUCUUUGUUUUUUUUGUACAUAUCGAUUUUAUUUCAUAUAAUGGACAGCCAUAUAUUGAAAUGGGGGCAAAAGCUAUUACCACCCCCUUAUCUAUA
Messenger RNA from Lotus japonicus, 946 nucleotides. Its product is annotated as gamma-glutamylcyclotransferase 2-3. Bases 138 to 695 code for a protein of 185 amino acids. Gene Ontology annotation, molecular function: gamma-glutamylcyclotransferase activity; glutathione specific gamma-glutamylcyclotransferase activity. Gene Ontology annotation, cellular component: cytoplasm. Lineage: Eukaryota; Viridiplantae; Streptophyta; Magnoliopsida; Fabales; Fabaceae. The record is from RefSeq and is a predicted model, not a curated record. Gene Ontology annotation, biological process: glutathione catabolic process. The transcript is spliced from 8 exons.